AUCUGGGGCUUCUGGGCCCCCGGCCAAGUGACGAGCAAAACCCACCCAAAAAAAAAAUACAGCGGAGACGCGCGACGGCGGCGCAGUUCCCCGCUCCGCCGCUCCGUGCUCCGACCUCCGGCGACCCCGGGCACCGGCGAGUGGCCCCGACGGCCAUCCAGCUUGUCAGCAUUAUUAGGCCUCGAAACCUACCUUCCACAUCCACGCCAUUCUUCUCCGCCUCCUCCUCCUCCUCCUCCUCCUCGGAUCCCUCGCAAUGGCGGCGCCGCCUCAGCCCGUGCCGGCGCCCGCGGCCGCGUCGCCGGAGGUGUUCCGGCUCGGGUUCAUCGGCCCGGGUAACCUCGCGGAGAGCAUCGCCCGCGGCGUGGCGGCGUCGGGCGUCCUCCCGGCCACCGCGAUCCGCACCGCGCCACACCGCCGCCCCGAGCGCGCCGAGGCCUUCUCAUCCAUCGGAGCUCACAUCUUGGAGACCAACGCGCAGGUAGUUGAUGACAGUGACGUGAUCGUCAUCUCUGUGAAGCCGCAGAUCGUAAGGCAGGUACUGGUUGAGCUAAAACCCUUGCUGUCAGAAGAAAAGCUUCUGGUGUCCAUUGCUGCUGGCAUCAAGAUGGAAGAUCUGCAGGGUUGGUCUGGUCAUCGAAGAUUUAUUAGAGUAAUGCCAAACACCCCUUCAGCUGUUGGACAAGCAGCAUCAGUGAUGUGUUUGGGGGAGAUGGCUACUGAGAAUGAUGAAAACCGUGUAAGAAGUUUAUUCAGUGCCAUUGGAAAAGUUUGGACAGCUGAAGAAAAAUAUUUUGAUGCUGUAACUGGGCUAAGUGGUAGUGGCCCGGCUUAUAUUUUCUUAGCAAUAGAGGCCAUGGCUGAUGGUGGAGUUGCUGCUGGUCUUCCUCGGGAUCUUGCACUUGGUCUUGCAUCUCAGACAGUUCUUGGUGCUGCAACCAUGGUAAACAAGACUGGAAAACAUCCGGGUCAGCUGAAGGAUAUGGUCACUUCCCCGGCAGGAACCACCAUAACUGGGAUACAAGAGCUUGAGAAGGGUGCAUUCCGUGGGACGCUGAUAAAUGCCGUUGUUGCUGCUACAAAGCGUUGCCGUGAACUUUCUCAGAGUUAAUCCUCUUGUUAGUUGUUAGUCCAUUGGAUGUGCGACUCUGCGCACGAUUUCCCCUAGGGAAGAGGAUGUGCGAAUAUUGAUAUUUAAACCUGAUGAGGCUAUCAGCAAAUUUUGCUUGUAGUUUUAUCCGAAUAAUUUGCUGCACUUUAGUGGCACGAAAUCUGGAUGAUGUUAGAUUGAUACUUAUUCUGGCAGCAGCUGUUUUUGAUCGUUUUUGUUGGGAUAUUGGAGUUUUAAGGUAUGGCAGGCUGCUUGACUGUC
Messenger RNA from Oryza sativa Japonica Group (Japanese rice), 1372 nucleotides. Its product is annotated as pyrroline-5-carboxylate reductase. The record is from RefSeq and is a predicted model, not a curated record. Gene Ontology annotation, biological process: L-proline biosynthetic process. Lineage: Eukaryota; Viridiplantae; Streptophyta; Magnoliopsida; Poales; Poaceae. Gene Ontology annotation, molecular function: pyrroline-5-carboxylate reductase activity.